This is a messenger RNA of Malurus melanocephalus (red-backed fairy wren), 3123 nucleotides long. It is a transcript of the gene COG1, whose product is annotated as component of oligomeric golgi complex 1. Gene Ontology annotation, biological process: intra-Golgi vesicle-mediated transport. The record is from RefSeq and is a predicted model, not a curated record. Gene Ontology annotation, cellular component: COG complex; Golgi apparatus. NCBI's taxonomy places the organism in Eukaryota, Metazoa, Chordata, Aves, Passeriformes, Maluridae.
AUGGCGGCGCCGUCUGGCGGUGGCCGGAAGCGCCAUCCCCUUCCCGUGCCCGAGAUGGCGGCGGCGGCUCCRCCGGUGCGGRCCGGGACCGGGASCGGGRSCGGGASCGGKRCCGGUGCCGGUGGCGUGGCRGCGAUGGCGCUGCGCGGCGCCGAGGCCGAGGCGCUGUUCGAGGCGCACACGGCGGCCGAGCUGCGGGCGGUGGAGCGGCGGCUGCGCGCCGGCAUCGAGCAGAAACGGGAGGAGCUGCGGCAGAUGGUGGGCGAGCGCUACCGCGACCUGAUCGAGGCGGCCGACACCAUCGCCGAGAUGCGGCGGAGCGCCGAGCGCCUGCUGGGCGCCGUGCGGGGGCUGCAGCGGGGCGGCGCGGCCCGGCCCGGUCCCGUCAGCGCGGUUCGCCCACCGGCCCAGCAGAGUUUCUACGGGGCGGCGGCUCAGCUGAAGCUGCUGCUGGAGGUUCCCGAGCAGGUUUGGGGGGCUGUGGAAAUGGGUCGCUACCUGCCCGCGGCUCGGCUCCACCUGCUCGGGGCUCACCUGCGCCGGCAGCUGCAGCUGGACACCCCCCGAGCCCGCUCCAGCCCCAUCCUCGCCCGGUUCCCCAUCCUGCUGCGGCAGGUGGCGGCUGCCAGCCACCUCAGAUCCACCAUCCUGCAGGAGAGCAAAGCCCUGCUGCGCUGCCGGACGGGCUCGGACCAGGCGGUGGCAGAAGCYCUGUGUGCCAUCAUGCUGCUGGAGGACAGCUCCCCACGGCAGGCCCUGGCUGACUUCCUGCUGGCCAGGAAACUGGCCAUCCAGCAGCUGCUCAACCAGCCACACCACGGUGCAGGUAUCAAAGCUCAGGUGUGUUCCCUGAUGGAGCUGCUCACCACCACCCUGUACCAGGCCCACGCUCUGUUCUACACCGUGCCCGAGGGGGUGGCCCCGGAUCCAGCCCUGCCCUGYGGAUUGCUCUUCUCCACCCUGGAGAGCACCACGGGACAAAACCCUGCAGGGAGAGGAGGGGUGCUGGAGGAGGAUUUGAAGCUGAGCAGCUGGUUCAAGUACCUGCCGGAAUCCGUGGUGGAAUUCCAGCCGGCCCUGCGGACCCUGGCACACCCCAUCAGCCAGGAGUACCUCCGGGAGACCCUGCAGCAGUGGAUCAGCAUGUGCAGCGAUGACAUCAGGGCAGGGGUCAGGACACUGCUGGUGUACGUGAAGAGCAUGAAGGGGCUGGCAGGGAUCCGUGACGCCGUGUGGGAGCUGCUCUCCAGCGAUUCCAGCAGCCACAACUGGGAGGCCGUGUGCCGUCGCCUGCUGGACAGACCCRUGUCCUUCUGGGAGGAGCUGCUGCAGCAGCUCUUCCUGGACAGGCUGCAGACUCUGACCAAAGAAGGCUUYGACUCCAUCUCGAGCAGCUCCAAGCAGCUGCUGGCUGUAGCCUUGCAGGAAUUGGAAGUGAAAGGUGGCAGCUGUGCCCUGAACAAGCAGAUCCAGCUGGAGCACAACGUGGCCCUGUUCCUGUGGUCAGAGAGCCCCGGGGACCUGCCCGGGGACGCGGCGUGGGUCAGCGUGGGCCAGCGCGGGCCCUUCGCCAGAAGCGGGCUGGCCAUGAAGGCGCAGGCACUCACUCCGUGCGUGCAGAGCUUCUGCUCCACGCUGGACUCCAAGCUGAAGGCCAGGCUGGAGGAUGUCCUGUGCUACCUGCCCACGGAUGAUUCUGUCCCCAAGGAGCCCGCGGUGCCACCGCACUCUGCCUUCGACCGCUUCGCCGACGCCGGCACCGUGCAGGGGCUGCUCCGUGACCACUGYGUMACCUGCRUCCAGCACCUCCUGGGCUGYGUCAGGGAGCAGCUCCAGAGCGCCCAGAGCCAGCUGGACACCCCUGGGGACGCCAAGCUCAACGCUGUGCUCUUCAUGGCCAGGCUGUGCCAGGCCCUGCCCGAGCUGUGCCCUCACCUGCAGCGCUGUGUCCUGGGCAGGGCGGGCGGGGCGGAGUUGGCACCCAAGGAACCACGCUCUGCCAAGAAACUGGGCAAGAACAAAGCCCAGGAGGUGUCCCCYGAGCUGGCCAAGUGGCAGGGGGUGAAGGCAGAGCUCCUGCAGCAGAGCCUGUUGGCKUAUCAGAUCUGGAGCUCAGCUGUCACCAAAGGGCUGGUUCAGUGCUUCACCCACACGCUGCUGCUCGACACGGCUGGGGCUGUCYUGGCCACAGCCACCAGCUGGGAUGAGAUCGAAAUCCAGGAGGAAACCGAGUCUGGGAGCAGCGUGACGUCAAAGAUCCGGCUGCCUGUGCAGCCCUCGUGGCACGUGCAGUGCCUGCUGUUCAGCCUGUGCCAGGAGGUGAACAGGGUCGGUGGCCACACGGUGCCCAAGGUGACCCUGCAGGAGCUGCUGAGGAGCUGCAUGGCAGAGGUGCUCGCUGCCUAUGAAAAGCUGGUGGAGCAGAAGCAGGAGAAGAGGCCRGACAGCUUCCCCCUGACCCAGAGCAGGGCUCUGCAGUUACUCUAYGACCUGAGGUACCUCAGCAUCAUCCUGACAGCCAAGAGUGAGGACACAAAACCCAGCAGGAUCAAGGACUCCAGGCUUGAGAAGGUCAUCGACUUCCUGGAGGGACACAUCGAUCCCUUYGACCUGGAUGUGUUCACCCCACACCUGACCAGCAACCUGAACCGCCUGGUGCAGAGAACCUCGGUUCUCUUUGGCCUGCUGACGGGCACAGAGCACCAAUACAUGAGCCGAGGUGGUGCACUGAGCUCGCAGGAGCUGCACAACAUCCUGCCCUUAGCAUCCAGCCAGAUCAGGUUUGGACUUCUGCCWCUGAGCAUGUCCAGCUCCCGGAAGAGCAAAUCCACUGCCAGGAGCACAGAAAGAGUCCAGGAGCAGGCUGCAGCUCCUGUGCUGCCCAGAGAGGACGAGGCGGCGCGCCCGGGCUCCCUGUUCCGGCAGCUCGUCACCGAGGACGAGGAYGCGGUGGCACCGUCCCUCUUCAAGCUGGGCUGGCUCUCAGGCAUGACCAAGUGAGGCAGCAACCAAUAAAACUCUGCUCUGGCUGUUUGUCUUCACUGAGAUCUCUCUGUCCCCGUGGCAGGAGCGGUGGCACCUCUGGGAUUGUCAGUACUUCCCAUCCUCAGCCACAGCAGGGCG